AUGUCCGUCCUCCGCCCAGCCUUCCGCCAGCUGGUGGCCCCGGCUCGCGCCUUCUCCACCUCGGUCGCCCGCGCCGAGGCCUACACCCCUCCCGCCCGCUGGUCCACCGACCACGUCGCGCCCGCCGACGUUGUUGCUGGCAAGGCCGCCGGCCCCGCCACCGUUCACGACACUGCCAAGGAGAUCACCAUCGAGGUCACCUCGGACGCUCCCCAGGAGCUCCAGCACCGCCAGGUCCGCAUCUUCAAGCCCACCAAGAACACCAUGCAGAGUGCCAAGGGCAAGACCAAGGUCUGGCGCAUCGACUUUGACGUCCUCCAGGGCGCUGGCCGCUGGACCAACCCCCUCAUGGGCUGGGCCUCGUCUGCCGACUACAUGCAGGGCACUUCCCUUGCGUUCCGUACCCGCGAGGACGCCGUUGGCUUCUGCGACCGCCAGGGCUGGAACUACUUUAUCCAGGAGCCCAAGACGGCCCGUAUCCCCCCCAAGAACUACUCUGAGAACUACUCAUACGUUCCUGGGCCCCUCCGCAUCUGCCACACCAAGUAG
Apiotrichum porosum is the source of this 549-nucleotide messenger RNA. RefSeq lists its product as uncharacterized. Bases 1 to 549 code for a protein of 182 amino acids. The transcript has 2 exons. Gene Ontology annotation, biological process: electron transport chain. The record is from RefSeq and is a predicted model, not a curated record. NCBI's taxonomy places the organism in Eukaryota, Fungi, Basidiomycota, Tremellomycetes, Trichosporonales, Trichosporonaceae.